This is a messenger RNA of Octopus bimaculoides (California two-spot octopus), 9603 nucleotides long. RefSeq lists its product as uncharacterized. Gene Ontology annotation, biological process: actin filament polymerization. Gene Ontology annotation, cellular component: actin filament. The record is from RefSeq and is a predicted model, not a curated record. Lineage: Eukaryota; Metazoa; Mollusca; Cephalopoda; Octopoda; Octopodidae.
AAGUGAUAAGAUCCAGCUUCCAAGACUGCAAACUAGUUUCUAUUUGUUGUCAAAAUGUAUUCUUCCUCCUCCGCCUCUAUAAAUGACUUGUGGUUAGUCAAAAGAAAGAGAUGUUUGUAGAGUGAGCAUAUUUUGACAAUUGAUGUAAAAAAAAUAUAUAUUUGGACAAUUAAUACUUUCAAUGAGAGAGAGAAAUUGUUUUUCGUCACUUCUGAGCAUCCGUAAAAUUAUUGCCCCUGACUUAGAUCGUCAAUUGUCAGUGGGAAAGAAAGAGACAAGAAGGUGGCAGACACCAAGUCACACACAGUAGCAGCUUCAUUCAGUCAGUGUUGCCGAUUAUUAAAAUCUACUGACACUUCCUCUCCUACACACAUUGCCACAGAACCCAACACUAAGCUCUUUACUACUAACCGGCCCUGUCUACUUUCUCUGUCUCUUCCGAUGUUCGCCAAGUGACCACCACCACCGCAACAUGACGGGGAAAACCCAAGAAAAAAAAUAGAGUUUUAGAAAUGUCUGUUAUUAUAAUAACUAGAGAAAUACAUUAAUUGUGUUACUAGACAUCAAUGUUGAUAGUCUCUACCGAACGGAUUUCAUUUUUCUGAUUUCUUUCUCUCAAUUAUAAAAGUGAUGUAAUAACAUGGGUCAGCUUCCUCAGUCCGUCUUUCUCUUUCAUAAAGCUUCCAUCGUUCUCUCUUACUCAGCUCCACAUCCACACCAAAUAUCAACAAACUGUAAAGAUCCUUUACUAAAUCAUAGCAAGAAUUAAAAAUAAAAAGAAAAUAAGACGAGAGACAAAAGGCGAGAGAAUAAGAGAGAAAAAGGUGAAUGGGUGAAAGAGAAAGAGGAUCCUUGUUUUAGUCGUGUCCUCUUGUUGAUGAUGCUGGAAUCUUUCUAACUUGAAGCUCCGAAUCCCUCAGUUCCAACAGCCGAGUUGUCGAUUUCCAACAACGUUACAUUUUUAAUUAAUGAGAUGACAGUACAUGAUUCAGAUGUUGGCUUCACAAAUAUAAAACUGUGGGUUCGAUUGAGACCAGGCAGCUUAUUGUGUUCUUGAGCAAAGCACAUGUCCAGUUUACUUAGCUGAGAAUGAAUAGCAGUUUGAGUCAUCUGAUGACUUGUUCUAGAAUCUGAUUUGCUCUCAGUGACGUUUCCACCAAAACUGGACCAGAUUAAUAUCAUUGAGGUAACUUUGAAGAUCAGAGACAGGCAUUUUCUAACAGUUUACUAAGAAACCACUUUAUGUAAUGUCUUCGAGAAAUGAAGAACCUCAUUCUAAGAAAGAGCGAAGACGCAGUAACAGCCGGUUACAGUUAGAGGAGAAUGUAUUCACAACUCAAAUUUCUCAUUACCAUCAAACAAUGGGUUACUAUGCUGGUCUGGCCCCUCCAUUUGUGCCAGAUCGUACAUGUUACAAUAACAUCAAUUGGUCACCACGAGCGCCCCCCUGGACUGGUUGGCCUCCUCCUGGUGGAUGGUUAAACCAUUCUGUUACAAAUGGUAAUGUUCUUUCACCUCAACAGUCAUAUCCCUGUAGAGUCACUAACCGUGUCCCUCCACCUUCCUUUAAUUUACCAUCUGUAACACAACCCCACAGCUCAUUAGUAGACCCUAUUCUUGGUUCUGUACACCCUACUACCCCUGCCAACCUUCGGGGCUGGUAUACACGCUAUCCAAAUGACAUUCCACUACCAGAGCUGCCUGUGGUCAUGCCACCCACUCAGUUAGAAAACAUUGACUGUCUGCAUCCAGUUGGCAAUCACAUCCAUGCAGACCUUAAUUUCAUUGAGAAAACUGUUGUACAAAAAUGUGAAACAACGACAUCGGUGUGUGGCGGGUCAGUGACACGCAGGUCUUGGUACAAAAUGCCUGAAAAAAGCCCACCACCACCACAGACGAAAAAAGAGAAACUUACAAAGGACAAUGAAAAAACUGGGAACUUAGGUGGGGUUGAAAGUACAGUGCCAAACAAACCAAAUAACUUUGAAAAUCCUGCUAUUAUUACAAACAAUUUUAAUUGUACCAAACUGUCAACUUCAAAUUCUUCAAAAUCUUCCAACUGUCUUCCAGAUUCUGUCACUUCUUCAAAUUCUUCAAAUAACUUUGCUGAAUAUUUUCUCAAAAGGCUCAUGAAAAAACAUCAAAAUGAAUCAAAACUCAAUAAGAGCUCAAAGACAACUAGUUCAGAAUCUGUGAUUUCUGAUAUUUUAACUACUAAUUCUAACCAACAGAACCAUAUUCAGGUGACGUCUAGUAGUCAGUCUACCCUUAGUCAUCUUCCCAAGAAACACCAUAUCAUGGCAUUGAAUUCCUCAUUUUCAAAACAUAAUCAUCAUAUAAUCGAAGAUGUAAUAGAUUUGUCCAGAGACACUGACUCUUCUCCAUCACCACCUCCACCACCACCACCACCACCACCGCCACCACCAUCUCUUCCUCCUCCUGCUCUUAUUGUUACUACUCCUACUAUUUCUGCCCCUCCCACAGUCUCUGCUCCCAAUCUUUCCGCUCCUUCUGUCUCUGCUCCCUCUGCUCUUGCGCGACCCCGAUCUUCUGUUGUUGAAAAAGCCAACCACCAAAACGACGAAACUCCUUGUGACUUGGUGAUCACCAGUUCCUACUCUUUAUCUUUGUCUGGUGUUCCUCACAGAUCAAAAGACCUGAUAGCAGCAACUGGUGCUAGUAACGUCACAAAAAAGCGUAGGUUGCCAGACAUUAUAAAUGUCAGCCUUGAAGACAAUCAAAAAGAGAAUCUUUUAUCGACGGACAUUGUUCAGGACUACAGAUUAAAGCUGGAAAGUAGAUCAAAACGUAAAAAAUACGAGCCACGCAAGCGGGAGAACUUGGAACUGGAUGAAGAUACUUCCUGUUGGCCUCCAGAGUCAAUGAACAAAUUAUUAGGCAACAACUAUGAAUCUUCUGCCAAGAACUAUAUCCCUGCCUCUAUAACUAAUAAAUCGCUAGGUGCUAACCAAACUGAUAAAUUUUUUGACAAAACCAACAGCAGCAACAAUGCUCCAGAAUACUGUGAUAUCGUAGAUAUUUUACAUUCUUUGUCUAAUUCGAGCUCAAAUCAAAGUCCAGUGGAGACAAACGACAAAAUGUGGAAGUGUUGGCCUGAGGAGAGACAAGUUGAACGCAGGACAAUUAACCGUCAUGGGAAAAGUGUUAACAAUGAAAAGUGUGUCACACUGGAUGACACUGAUGAUUCUGACGGAGUUCAAGCUGGCGAAACGAUGGCACCGAAAUCUGUGAUUCAUUCAAGGCAAUCAGUCGACACUCUAAGUACUGCUGAAAGUUCUAUGGACUCUUUGAAAAACACAAGCAUCAAUUCCAAAGCGACAGAAAACAACGACUCUUUUGGAGAAAGAACUCUGGAGAAAGAAAUUGUUUUUACCAUUAUGGAAGAUAAGGUCAGUCCAGGAAUACAACCAUUUUCUCCAUUGUCAAAAGUUUCUGUUUUAAAAGAGAAUUCAAAUUCCACUAAUUCAUCAUUAGACAAAUCUAUUAAUACCAGAAAAUUAUUAACCGAUGCUAAUCCAGAUGUUGAAAUUACCAAUUCUUCUUGGGUGAAAAUCAAACAAAAGGAAUUUGAAUCAUGUAAAUCACCAGUUAAACUUCAGGAUGACCAGCAGAAAUCUGAUGUGGAAUCAACUGUAAAAGAAGAUUUAUCUCAAUUGGUUUCCAGUGAUGAGAGUAGCAUUAAUUCCACUGUGUGUUUGUUACCAAGUCCUGACCGAAGUCCAUCUACUAAUUUUACCAAUGAUGAAAUCUCUAUAAAAUCAGAUUUCAAGACCCUCUCAGAAGCGUCUGCUGUCUAUGCUCCAUAUUGUCCUGUCAAACCAUCAACCAAUGACGGCCGUCAGCGCAGAAAAGGUCAAAGUUUGUUAGAGAAGGCUCUAUUAGCAUGCGAAAAUGAGUUGGCAACUUCCAAAAAGUUUGUUUCCUUAAGUAACGAGACUGGAAAGAACAGUGUAAUCACCAAGAACUGUCAAGUAGGGAUCGAGAAAUCUGAGGCUAGACUGACAAUGGGAACGGAGGAGAAUAAGAAGGAAGGAAUAGAAAAUAAGGAGAAAGACUGUGCUCGAACGGCUGGGAAUUCCAAAUAUUGGAAACAGAAGAACCAAUUCAAUAGUUUCCAAAAGGAUAAACAUGUUUUGGAUGAAAGUUUCUGUCCCAGAUCUGAAACUGAAGCACCAAACUCUGUUGAACAUUUCAAAACUUACAACAACAACAACAACAAUACUGAUGGUGAUGAUAGUGGUGAUGAUGAUGGUGAUGAUGAUGGUGAGGGUUGUGGUGGUGGUGCUGAUGGUGGUCACAAAACAAACCCUAAACUUCCUGUUGAAGAGAAAACCAGUGAUAAACUAAUUGUGCUGAAAGAUGUGAAAGAAGAUGCUUGGACAGCCCGAACAUCACCAGGCAUCAUUGCUGCUGUUGUUUCAUCACAACUAGGGGAGGAGGAGGAGGAGGAGGGAUCUCAACUGUCACAACAACAACAACAACCAAACUUAAGACAGCUUCAAAAACAACAAACACAAGAAGAAUUGCAAGAGUUAAAAACAAAACUACAGCAAGAACAACAACAACAACAACAGUCACCCCAACUACAACAACCACAGCCACCACAACAAAAGCAGUCCCCACAACUACAACAGUUACCACCACCACCACCACCACCACCACCACCAGAACAACAACAACAACAACAACAGCAGGAACAGCAACCAAAUGAAAUUGUUGUUGGUAGUUGCUUAACCGAAAUUGCUCCAAAGAAACUCGAUAAUGUUGCUGCAGGUGAUAUCUUUCAAUUGAUUAAUAAUGAGAAACAAGUCAAAGAUAAUGAGAAACAGGACCAAGUGACUGUGGUUCAUCAAUCUGAAAUGAAUUUCUUAAAUCUUUCCAAGAAAAUCUGUGUUAUUGAAGAAUUGGAAGACUUGAACAAAGCUCCGUGCUUGGAGGUCAGUGAGAAUGGGGAUAUAAAUAUUGUUGCCAUAGUAACUGACUAUGAAGAACCUGUUAGUGAUAAUCUGUCAAAUUUGACCAAAUCUGAGCAUUUAUUAAAAGAUACUGUUCAUGCUGAUGUCAUUGUGUGUCCUGUUACAGAAAGUUGUUCAAUGGAAUUGGCCAAGAAUGAAACAUCGGUUGACAUUUCUGAUGGUUGCAAAUCCUCUGUGAUGUCCAGACCAGAAGAACCAGUACAAACAGACAAUGACAAGAUUCUGAGUAAAGAGAAGUCAGCCAAGACAUCUGUGGUAGUUCCAUCAGAUUUAUUGGACAAAUCUUGCAAAGAGGUUGUCACGAAAACAAAGAAUGGUGAAAUAGUGUCUGUCAGUAGCUGUGGUUUCAUCAGUGAAAGGAUUUGUGACUCUUCUGCUGUUGGUGAACCAUUACGGAAACCUGUUAAAAGUAAUUCAAAACCAACCACGAAAAACAAUCAGUGCAAUCCUUUGUUUCCUCUUCCUUCCUGUGAAGUGAAAUUAUGCAAAACAAUCACAGACUUCAAAGCUCUGUACCCUGAUAAAAUUCCCAAGACUUUAUACUCAGACAAAAAAAAUGAAAAGCACAAAGAUGUUAAAAGCCAAGGAAUCUUAAAUUCAUUGUCUUUAGUUGCUAAACCCCAACCGAGGAAAUUCAAAUGGUCCAAACAAGUAAGGAAGAGUCGUUUGCUAAAGAAAUUCUGCACUAGUUUUAAGAAAAGAACUAAAUGUGUAAAUAAAAAGUCGUUUCAGGAGGUCAAGUCUUGUGAAAAUAUAAGAGAAAACCACAUUGAAACAUUAUUUGUUGAAAAUCAGCUUUCACCAGGAAACCCCUUUCAACUGCCCCUGCCAUUAAAAUAUGAUUUACAAACCCUGCAUAAUAGAAUUUUAAUGAGUUGUCCUGUCAGAUAUGGCCGUGUUUUCACUUCUCCACAUUUGAUACAGCAUCAUGAAGAUCCCAGUUCAUUUCAUGACAAGCAAAAUCAAACAGACCUUAAUUUCACUGGAUGUGUGACUCAUGCUUUCAGCGGGAGUUGCUAUUCUCAAGUGAGCAAUACUCCUCCUCAUUCUAUCAUUCAUAAAUUUGUCAAGUUCCAUGGUCACAAACUCCUCUGUGUAGUCAUUAAUGUAAAAAAAUAUGUUAUUGUCCGAGAAGUUGUUCAAAAAUGUUUUCUUGGCAAAAAUCAAACUGUGUUUUAUCGGACUAAAUAUAGAGACUAUAGUUUACCUUACUUAGAGCUGCCACAUUAUAUGAGGUCUUUUGCCUUGAAGUACCUUUUAGAAUCUAGUCUGGUCUUCAAUGGUAAUCGAGCGACGCCACUUGGUAUCAUGUUAUUGUCUGAUGCAGAACUCCUCUAUCAUUUCUUCUAUAGUUUUAAAGAAUGUAAGCUUGUAAAAUGUGUCCAAGACUGGGAUCCAGAUAAUACGGGUGUUUUUGAUCCUAAAUGGUCUGAAGGUUUGGGAGAAAAAACUGAACAAAAUACAUUUGUGUCUGCCAGGGAGAAUCCGGUCGAAUCUUUACAUAAAACGGGUUAUAAAUGCUCUUGUCUCUGCCAACAAUCUCCAGCAGAGCCAGGUUCAUUGACAAAACUAGAAUGCUGCAAUUUAUAUCGUAAACCACCGAAGCGGCCAGUGUCAGGCAUAUUUGAACCGUCAGCAGAAAGUUUUAAAUAUAAUGCAGAUAUGGAGACUGACUUACAUAAUUCUUUAACACUUUAUGGUACGUUAAAAACUUGUCUGUCACAUAAAGAUUCUACAGAGCAUCCAAUUCCAGACAAAUGUCCAUCGUCAGUAGAUUUGGAAACAAAUGUUUUGGGGUCAUCAUUAAGUCUAAAUUGCUCAAAUGGGGUUUUCAAAUCUCCAUCUGAUGGUAUACAAACUUCCUCUUCUUUGCCAGGUCUCUGUGAUUCUGUUCCCCUGUCAAAUUAUGAACUAAACAGUGAACAACCCAACGGACAAACUGAUUCUGAUAAGGAUCAGAACAAGGCUGUGUCUAUCAGCUCACCAUCUCCAGACAAAGAAUUCAUUUUGGGAGGAAUGACACAGCUAAGUAAUAGAGUUGUAAGAUUUAUUGAGCACAAUGGAGAGAGAUAUUUUCUUCUGAGUGAUGUCAAUCCUUCAUGGAUAUCUUCCACAGUGUUUGACAAACUUCUCUAUCACAAUAUUGCAGUACAGAAAUGUUCCUUGUCGCAAAGUAGUUUUUUAUUAAAGUUAAACGAUAGUCUACCUCAUGUUGAGACAGAUGACAUGUUAUUAGUUGCAGAUAAUGUUUUACCACAACUGAAGAAGUGUUUAACAGGCAGUGAAAAUGCUGCUAAUUUACUUCAAUGUGCAGUGUCUUUGCCUCCAUAAACUGCAACUAUCCUCUCCAAAUCUAAACACUCUCCUCCACUUGGUCCUCACUUCUUCCUUUUGAAGAUUGAGGUGAGUCAUUCUGGAGAAGCCAUCUUAAUAAAUAAAUAAAUAAGAGAAGUUUGUGAAAAGAAAUUGUUUUAGUUUAUUUCUCCACAGUGACAAUUUAAAAACAAAUGACAUUAAUUGCUGAAGACAGUUUUUUUAAAAAUUUCAACCUUUACGAUAGUAAGCUAUCUUUGUUGUUUAGGAAAUUUAAAAGCUGCUCAUGUUUUUUGCUGAAUUCAUUGUAUAUUUUCCAUGUCCAUCUUUCUACCCCUCCUUUUCUUUACAACUGCUUUAUGCUGAUCAAAAUCAUGACUUUACAUGUUUCUUUAUAAUGUAUAAAAACUAAACAAAAGCGUCAAUUCAUUAAUUUACCAAAUAUUUCAUUCCUUCUUUUUUUGUCGUGGCUGUUUUCAGAAAACUGUGAUUUUUUUCCUUCUUCAGAUUCAUUAAUGAAUUUUAGUCUUUUUUCAAUUUAUUUCACCAACAUUUUCAGAACAUUUUUUUUUUUUUACAAAUGGCUGCAACAGAUUGUGUGUGUGUGUGUGUGUGUGUGUAUUUAUCUUCCACUCCUUUUCCUUGAUAUCAGUAAGAAAAAUCUUUUGGAAUCAUGACAUAUGAUAUCCUGUCUUGAACUUUUAUAUACGUGCAUGGUAUAUCACUGAUUAUAUUAAAUGCCAAACUCAAGUUGUCUCAUUUUACUACAACAACAACAACAACAACAUUUAAAGGAAUUUCACUGAACAAACAAAUCUGCUGAGAUUGGACAUUUUUUGAUGCAAAAGUUAAGAACAAAGAGUCUUGUUUUCUUUUCUCUUAGAACUUUAUCGAUUUUGUUUUAUCUUCAAUGCUAUGCAUUUAGUGAACUUUACAGAAUCAUUCAGUAGUCGUCAGUCUUGUUGAAUAUAGGGACAUUCCAACCAGGUUUUUAUGAUUUAAAAAAAAAAAGAAAAACUUAAUAAUUUCCAUUUUGCUUCCCUAAUACAAAAUGGAAUCUCUCUUCAAUAUUCUCCUGCUUUUGGAAUCCUGGGUAAAUUCUUUGAGCAGUAAUCACAACCCUUUAGCCGAACAGUUGCCAGUGACUUUGGCAACUUGGAAGUAUUUGGAGGGAGGGGCAGUGGAGAUUGAAAUGAAAUGUUUGAAAAGUUUUACUUCAAAAUAGGUUAAUGCUGCUGUAGUGAUACCAAAACUGUGUUUGUGUAUUGUAAAUGGUUUUUGUUUUUUUCCCACAACAACCAUAGAACCUAAAAGUAUGAUCUGUUCUUAAAUUGUGUCAGAAUGUUCUCUCUUCCAAAUUUUUAUUCUGGGAGUUCUCCUUGACAAUCUGUGUGAGAUUUCAUAUUUAUUGUGGCAACAUUUAUUUUUAUUUUUAUAAUUCAUUCUCAAGCUCAACUAUUUCCUCCGUGUUUAUCUGUAUUUGUAAUUUCUGUGUGUGUGUGUGUGUGUGUGUGUGUGUGUGUGUGUGUGUGUGUGCUACAUACAUACAUACAUAUAUAUAUAUAUGAACACACACACACACUAUAUAUACAUAUAUAUAUAUAUAUAUAUAUUUAUAAAAGUAAUAUGUGUGUGUGUGUGUGUGUAUGUUCUUGUGCAUUUUAUGUUGUACCACAUGGAAAGGAUUUACCCUUUUCUCAGAAGCCAACGAUUAUGAGGAAAACAAGUUUGUUGAUCCUUACUUUACAAUGGUUGAAACUGUUAAAACUUGCUGGAAAUACAUUCAUGGUCAGAUUGGUCCAUGUUUUUUCUUUCUUUCUUUUCUUUUUUAUAAAAGCAAAACCCAAGUAAAUGGCUGAGACGAUGCUUUCAGUGGAAGAACUUCUUCAGGUGAUUCAUGUCGAAAGUGAUCAGCUCUGGAAUUAUUUUACUUUUACAAGAUUGACAGGAAACUAACAACUCUGCUAAUAACCUGAUGGUUUUCAUUCUGAAAUCUGAAGAAUACAUCAAAGCGAUACUACCAUCUUUUCUGGAGUUAGUCACAGGUUCAAUUCAUGCUGUUUCCUCAUUCCAUUCAAAAUCAUUCAUCCAUGUCAAAACUGCUGAUAUUGUUUACUGUUUAAUCAAGCAUUAUUCUCCAUAUUAAUGUGGAGUGUAAUGCUUGAAAAGGCUUUCAUGUUUUAGGUUAAUCAGUCAAGAGUUUUUGCAGAAGAACCGAAGGUUAGUUUGUUUUUAAGAUUUCAGUUAAUGUGUUAUUUGGUAGGGAAGAUCUCAAAAACAGAAUGUAUUGGGU